AUGGUCCGCAACCUCCACCACCUAAAGCCACAGCUGCCCUUUGUUCCGGGCUUUGAAUUGGCGGGCGAAAUUGCUGCAGUAGGCAAGGAGGUGACGCAGUUUCACGAAGGUGAUAGGGUAAUGGCUCUGAAGACGAUAGAUCUCGGUGCUUUCGCUGAAAAAUGCGUUGUAGAUGAGGAUGAGGCAUUCAAAAUUAAUCCGAAUCUUUCUUACGAGAUGGCCGCUGUUCUCCCCUGUGCUUACGGUUCCGCAUAUUAUGCCUUACAAACCGUUGCGAAGGUGGAGCAGAAACAAACGAUUCUAGUUCUGACAUCACAGGGCGCUUCAGGAAUGGCAGCUAUCGAUUUGGCGCUAAACGUCUUCAAAUGCAAGGUGAUAGCUGCAUGUGACAACGAAGAAAAGUGCACGGUCAUUCGCCCAAUGGGUGUAACGGCAACCGUCGACUACUCGAAAGAGGAACUGACAAAAGCAGUAAUGAAGGCCACCAAACAGCAUGGUGUUGACCUAGUGGUGGACACGGUUGGCGGCCGCUGGUUCCAUGAAGCGGCGAACUGCGUGAAGGAAGAUGGCAAGGUACUCGUGCAGGGUUUCUCGUCCGGACAGGUUCCCACUAUUGAUGUCCAACAUCUGGUUCAGAAACAGCUGUCACUGCAAGGUGUCUGGUUCGGUGGCUACAUUCGUCGAAAACCAGACAAGUUCCACUCAAUUAUGAGACAUAUAAUGAAGUUACUGGAGGACGAGUACCUCAGUCCGGUUAUUCGGGCCACGUACAAAAUCGAAAACGUGCGUUAUCAGGGUUGA
This is a messenger RNA of Soboliphyme baturini, 801 nucleotides long. Lineage: Eukaryota; Metazoa; Nematoda; Enoplea; Dioctophymatida; Soboliphymatidae. The record is from the annotation of a GenBank genome assembly.